Molecule: messenger RNA, 1704 nt
Organism: Rubroshorea leprosula
Lineage: Eukaryota; Viridiplantae; Streptophyta; Magnoliopsida; Malvales; Dipterocarpaceae
Source: the annotation of a GenBank genome assembly
AGAGAAAAAAAAUAAAAAUAAAACAAAAACAAAAACAAAAACAGAACUGUUUUCCGAACAUUGUGCAUGUCCCACCAAAUUCUAUGCAACUGAAUGCUUCAAACUAAUUAUCUUGAUUUUGUUAUAACCUCCGGCAAAAGUGCAUGUAUAUGAUGCACGCAUGUUGUGUACGCAUCUAAUCUUUCCCUGUUUCCGCUCAUUCAUUCCAUUCCUCCAUGGCUUCCUCAACACCUCUUCACUUCCUCCUAGUCCCCCUCAUGUCCCAAAGCCAUCUCAUCCCUUUCACAAACAUGGCCCAACUGCUGGCCAGCCGCGGCCUCAAUGUCACUCUCGUCGUCACAUCCCAAAAUGCUGCUCGAGUCAACACCAUCAUUGUCAACCACGAUGCUCAGGAAUCCGGUCUCGGCCGCACCAUUCAUCUUCUAGAAGCCGGAUCAUCUAGUAAAUGUGGAAGUAAUGACCCCUUCCUAGCUAGUAACAUGAUGCAAGAACCGCUCGAGAAUUGGCUUCAGACGGUGUCGCUGCCUCCGGAUUGCAUUGUGUCGGAUUUUUGUCUUCCUUGGACAUCCGAUCUUUCUCGUAAGUUCGGAAUUCCUAAGGUUGUUUUCCAUACAAUUUCCUGUUUUUCGCUGCUUUGUUCCCAAAACAUUAGUAUCCACAAGGCAUACGAGACAGUCAAGUCCCACUCCGAGCCAUUCCUAGUUCCAGAUAUACCUGACAAAAUCAUGUUCACCGGGGCGCAGUUGCCCACAACUGGUGCUUCCGAUCAAUGGAUCAACCUUUUAACCCAGUUUAAAUCAUCGGAAAAAUCCUCCGAUGGAGUGCUGGUUAAUUCUUUUCAAGAGAUGGAACCUGGGUACGUGGAAGGGUAUAGGAAACAAGUGAAAAACUUGUGGUGCAUUGGACCGCUAUGUGGCAACAAGGGCGCAUCAAUUGAUCAUGAUGGACAUGAUUGCUUAAGUUGGCUCGACACCAAGGAUGAAAAAUCAGUGAUAUAUGUUUGCUUUGGUAGCAUUUCUAACUUGUCUUGCAAGCAAUUGAUUGAACUCGGUUUGGGUCUGGAGGCAUCAGAGUCUCCAUUUAUUUGGAUAAUUAAGAAGACGGAUUGCUCACUGGAAUUGGAGAAUUGGUUCAUGGAGGAGAAAUUUGUUGAGAGGACUAAAGGAAGAGGCCUAAUUAUCCGAGGAUGGGCACCUCAAGUUUUGAUUUUGUCACAUCCAGCUAUUGGAGGGUUCUUAACACAUUGUGGGUGGAAUUCCAUCCUAGAAGGGAUACGUGUUGGGGUGCCUAUGUUAACGUGGCCAAUGUUUGCCGAACAAUUUUUAAAUGAAACGUUUAUGGUAGAAGUGUUGAAGAUUGGAGUGAGGUUGGGGGUGGUGCGACCCACUGGGGAGAAGGAGAAGGAAGAUGUGCUAGUGAUGAAGGAAGAGGUGGCGAAGGGAGUGAAGGAGGUGAUGGGCGGAGGGGAAGAUGGGGAGUGGAGGAGGAAAAGGGCUAGGGAGGUAGGGGAGAUGGGAAAGAGGGCGGUGGAAGGAGGUUCAUCUUACUCAAACGCAACGUCGUUGAUUGAAUACGUAAUGAAGCAGAAGAUCUCAAGGAUAUCACCUAUAUAGUGUUCGAACCCAGUUAAAAAAACGAGAUAAAGUGUUUUAUAUUCGGAAAUAAAGUUUGAAUUAUAUUAGAUUAUAAAAUAUUAAUUAUUUA